AUGGGCUUGGCAUACAAUACAUACCUCAAUAGCAGCAAGGUCUACGGUUGCAAGACUUGCAAGGCGCAUUUGGCAAACCAUGAGGAUAUCAUCAGCCGGAACUUCCGAGGACAGCACGGUAAAGCAUAUCUAUUCAACAGUGUUGUGAAUAUUGAGACAGGCGAGCCUAGCGAGCGCAACAUGACGACAGGACGUCACAUUGUCCGGGACAUCACUUGCAAGCAGUGCAAGGAGACGGUUGGCUGGAAAUACGACAAGGCAUACGAAGCCACGGAGAAGUAUAAGGAGGGCAAGUUUAUCCUCGAGGCUGAACUGCUCUGCAAUGUCACCUAA
Molecule: messenger RNA, 333 nt
Organism: Colletotrichum higginsianum IMI 349063
Lineage: Eukaryota; Fungi; Ascomycota; Sordariomycetes; Glomerellales; Glomerellaceae
Product: Protein yippee-like protein
Exons: 2
Coding region: 1-333 (110 amino acids)
Cellular component (GO): ubiquitin ligase complex
Source: RefSeq, a predicted model, not a curated record